AUGUCACGUGAUUUGCUAUUUAUCUAUCUAUAUAUCUAUUAUCUAUCUAUCUAUCUAUCUAUCUAUCUAUCUAUCUAUCUAAUUGCAUUUCUUUUGGCGGAGAAAGACUGUGUGCAAUUGGCUUUUCUUUCUUUCUUUCUUUCUUUCUUUCUUUCUUUCUUUCUUUUCUUUCUUUUCUUUUCUUUUUUUUUUUUUUUGAUCUCCUCCUUACUUCUCUUCUUAGCUUCCCUUGUUGCUCAAGCAGUAGACGCGUGUUCCAAACGGACGCACGGACUGGCAGCACUACAAACGGAAAUAAAGAUCACCGGAACAGGCGACAACGUGGAAAUGGGAUCGAAAGACGAACUCAGGCGAAAUGCGGACGAACCAAUUCCUCGCACCGUCAUCAUGUUCUUUAUUUUCCUCUUUUCUUUCUUUUGUUCUCAUUUUUCGCUCCCUAUUAACUUUUCUUUUUUUUUUUAUCAAAAAUUCUUUCGCCACCCGUUUCACUUUUUUGGUUCUUCUAUAACCUUCGCCCGUCUCCUUGCUCUCUUUCUUUCUUUCUUUCUUUCUUUCUUUCUUUCUUUCUUUAAAUUAAAAUUCUCUGUUUUUUCAAUUUCUUCUCUCUCGCACUCUUUGUUUCUUUCUCACACUCUUCUCUCUCGCACUCUUUGUUUCUUUCUCACACUCUUUUUUUUUUCUCUCUCUUGCCUCUAG
Molecule: messenger RNA, 696 nt
Organism: Acanthosepion pharaonis
Lineage: Eukaryota; Metazoa; Mollusca; Cephalopoda; Sepiida; Sepiidae
Source: the annotation of a GenBank genome assembly